Messenger RNA from Uncinocarpus reesii 1704, 855 nucleotides. RefSeq lists its product as uncharacterized. The record is from RefSeq and is a predicted model, not a curated record. The transcript has 2 exons. NCBI's taxonomy places the organism in Eukaryota, Fungi, Ascomycota, Eurotiomycetes, Onygenales, Onygenaceae. Bases 1 to 855 code for a protein of 284 amino acids.
AUGGCUACUUGUUUCUUUGCCAAGUUUGUUUUCCUGUGCUGGCUUUCCGCUAUCACCGGAGUCCUAGCAGGAAAUCGUGCGUGGGAACCCAAGGUCGCGGAGGACCUACACAACAGCACUGGGUCCGUCCAAAAUCACCACCUUGGGAAACGCUGGUACAUUAUUGAGGCAGACCCUUCCCAUAAGCUUUGGCCGAGGGGAAAUAUCAAGGUGUGUUUCCAAGCCAGAAGCCACGCGCACGAAGGAGGCGUAACGAAGACUACUGAAGAGAUUUUACGAGGCCGUUUGGAGGGAGCGCGCAAACUUUGGCGAGACGCCGGUCUCGAUGAUCAUGACGGCUGGUUCGAGUUUGAAUUUUUGCCUGUCAAUGAUCCAUUGUGCCAUGAUGAGUCACGGCGAAAAGAAUUCCUGCUCGUGAUCUAUGCCGGGUAUGACGUCGAGAUAAUGGGCACAACUCCCGGGAAACGUACCACUCUUAAAACAGACGUCUCUUUCGAUAAAAGUGGUCCGUCUAUGACCCUGUCUGACUCGUUGGAAAUGGGGAUGAAGAAUGUUGUGGCCAAUUUCGCGCACGAAAUGGGGCACCUAUUCGGAGACGGCAAUUUUGAGUGCGAGAGCCUCAGCGAUUACGAGGCUGCUAAGGAAAGAGUAAUUGCGCGUUCUAAGGGCAACACGGAGACUAUCAAGAAAAAUCUCCUUGCAAUGUGCAAAGAUCAGGCGACGGCGAAUCUUUUUGAAUUCACUGGCGCAAUGAACUGGUUGCCGCUACAAUUUGCCACAGGGCCGGAUAGGAAUGUGCCAGAUUGGGAUUCCAUCAUGAUUUGUGAGAUCCUUUUACAUCCAUUUGUUCUUUGA